GCUAUGGACUCAUCACUUUGCCUCAGGAGAAUGGCAUAGGAAUCCAUGAAGGAUAACUGUUUUUUACAGGACUCUGAUGCUUCAGUAAGUGACAAUACUCAAGGGACAGCAGUGAUCUACCAUGAUUUUUUUAAGCAUUUGUGAAUUGGAACACUUUGUGAGGCGACUUUGAUUCAGGAAGAAUUGAUUUUUAAAAAAAAAGAAUUUGUGAAUUGUGAUGUUUUAUGAAGUGACCUCAUGCUAAGGGGACAGCGGUGAUUUGGGACAAGGCCCGACUGAAGUGUGCCGCACAUCUGCUUACUUGGAAGAAGCAGCAGAAAAGGAAAGCUGUGUGGGAAAGCAAGCACGCGUCAGCCCAGACAAAAGCGCCCUCCGUUCUUCCACAAUCAAUUAUUUAUGUGUAGGAGUGUUCCAGUGGGCCAGGCGAAAAGGAGUUGGGCUGCGGCUCAAAGCUCGGCCACAGUGCACCACAGGAAAGAGAGGGAUAAUUGGAAGACAGGGCAAAGAUAGAGAAGAUCAGAGCGCUGCACAAUGAAAGCUCUUCAGAAGAACCAAGGGCGCACCGAUCAGAUUUUGGGUGCUAUGGCAGAUAUGCUGAGCUCAUUGGCCAUGCCCAAUCAACAGUGGAACACAGAGGGCAGUGAGGAGCCGGUGGUGGAUGGGGAACAGAAAGCAGCAGGCCAGCCUCAGUGGGAUCCAGAAGCCCUGGAAUGGGAGCAGGCGUCUCAGGACAGCCCUGAGAGAGGGCAAAGAGACAAGGAAGAUUCCUACUCCGCAGCAGGCAGUGAGGGCAGUAUCUCUACGUCUGUGGCCUCUCUGCCCCCCCAGGCGUCCGGCAGCUCUGCCCCGAGCUCACCCGGAUCCCGCCGUUCUGUCAGCACACUGAAGAAGUGGCUGACCAACCCAGUGCGCAAGCUGAGCGCCGGAGCAGCCGGGGGAAGCAAGGGUGAACGACCAGCACGCAGGCUGGAGGGUAAACCCCCUCCACCACAAAGCAAGAGCAACCAGGAGCUGGGCAGCACCAGGACAGCAGAGGAACACCUGACCAUCCUGCCCAUCACGGACAAGGAGCUGGAGUGGAGGGAUGGCCUGCCAGUCUCUGAAGAUGCUUCAAGCAUCCUGCAGUCCCACAGUCACCAUUCUGAUUCCUUACAGGGCUCCACCUCACUGGGCCCUAUACAGAAUACACAAUCUUCUAACCUGCAGCUAGAAGACAGUGGCUCUGUGUUGGUGGACGACACUUCCAGUCAAUCGUCAGCCACUAUAGACAGUGAGGAGGAGAGGAGGAGUGCCUUAGAGAAAAGCAUGUAUGUACUCAAAGAGCUGAUUGAGACAGAGAAAUUGUACGUAGUUGACCUGGGACUCAUUGUGGAGGGCUACAUGGCCACUAUUAAUGCUAAAGGAGUUCCAGAAGACAUGAAGGGAAAAGAUAAAAUAGUGUUUGGCAACAUUCACCAAAUCUUCGACUGGCAUAAAGAUUAUUUCCUGGGUGAGCUGGAGAAGUGUGUGGCGGAGCCAGAGAGAUUGGCCCAACUCUUCAUCAAACAUGAGAGACGUCUUCACAUGUAUGUGGUGUACUGCCAGAACAAGCCAAAGUCAGAGCACAUUGUGUCUGAGUACAUUGACACGUAUUUUGAAGAGCUGAAGCAGCAGCUUGGCCACCGGUUGCAGCUGAAUGAUCUCCUCAUCAAGCCUGUGCAGAGGAUCAUGAAGUACCAGCUGCUGCUGAAGGAUUUCCUAAAAUAUUACACCAAGGCUGGGAUGGACACAGAAGAGCUGGAGAAAGCAGUGGAGGUGAUGUGCUUUGUUCCUAAGCGCUGUAAUGACAUGAUGAAUGUGGGUCGUCUGCAAGGCUUUGAGGGGAAGAUCACAGCGCAGGGUAAGCUGCUCCAGCAGGACACCUUCACUGUCACCGAGCAAGACAGCAGCUUCCUGUCCCGACCCAAGGAGAGGCGGGUCUUCCUGUUUGAGCAGAUCGUCAUUUUUAGUGAACCUAUAGACCGGAAGAAAGGAUUCUCACUGCCGGGUUACAUCUUUAAAAACAGCAUCAAGAUGAGCUGUCUGGGCCUGGAGCCAUGUGUAGAGGGUGACCCGGCUCGAUUUGCGCUGACCUCUCGAGGGGCUGACAGCAGCACAGUACGCUUCGUCCUGCAUUCUUCCUCAGUGGAUAUCAGCAGGUCUUGGGUUAGUGAUGUGAGCCAGAUCCUGGAGACCCAGCGCAACUUCCUCAACGCCCUACAGUCGCCUAUAGAGUACCAGCGGAGGGAGAGUAAAAGUAACAGCCUGGGCCGAAGUAUGAAGGCUCCUGUGUCUGCAGCCUCCAGUCUAAGGCCUCACUCCUCAGCCUCCAUCGACAGGCAGAGAGUGCCCUGCCUGCAUGCCUACAACUCCUCACUGCCCACCCUCUACCUGCCCAGCCAGGGUCCCGCCAACACACACACAGAGUUAACGCAAGAGCAGCGCAGCAUGCUGGAGUCCAGGCUUGAGUCCCAGACGGUGUCCCCAACUCAUGUGCAGCUGGCCUUCAGGGAAGAGCCCCCACUCUCCCAAACUCCACUCCUUUGCCAGACAGUGUCCAAUGGCGUCUAUCUCCCCAACACACAGAACUCACAGCGUACAGGAGAGGGUGGUCCCAGAGCCCCAGGCCCCUCCUCCAGUCUACAACACCCCAAUAACCUGGCUCAGCUGGAUGAGGACGACCUGUGAACCUUGAUGUUUGACUUUGUGUGCCCUGAGAGUCGGCCAUAACCUGGACGUGCCCACUCCGGCCACCUUCACUAGUGGAUUCACUGAGGUGAUUUAGCCUCGUGCUGUCUAUUUUUCGUUCCCUGACACUCUGAAGUGAAUGACCAAGUGAAAAAUGACAUUUUCUUUCUUUUCUGACUUUCUUUUUUUCCAAUGGCAGUGUUUUUUUUGUUUUUUUUUUCUCAAAAGAGAAAUAACCAUUCCUGCACUGGGCGGUCACUGGAGUUGGAAUAAUUUUUUAUGACUGUAUGUAUGGGUCUGUAUGAGUGUAGAUGUGUGCAUGGGUGGUGGAAAUCGCCUUGAUAUUGUAGACAUGCUGAGUAUUUUCCCUCAACAAUGUGCUUUGCAACAGAGGACUAAUCAAAGACAUUAAGGAGCCUGCAUGCGGCUCACGCUCGAUUCAACAAGGCCUCUUUAUGAAGGCUCUAAUUCAAUUUCCAGCCUUUAUUCAGUGACCUGCUGGCCUACGUAUAUUUUUCUGAAGGACCCAAUAGGAAAAAAAAGACUGAAAAUGCAACUAAUUUGUAUAUACUGUACGUCGAGGACAUAUCGGCAUAUUACUUGUGUGCAUGAAGACGCAGUGGCUUAGCUCUUUCUCGCUUCACUGAAUACGGAAGCGUCCAGUUCUGUUUCUGAAUUCUGUUUGACUGUAUGGUGCCGUCUGAUCUAAGCAGAAAGGGUGCAGGCACGGCGCCCCUAGAGACACUCCGCUGACUGGGGGGGUCACUCGCUUCUUGCAUCUGCAGCAGCUGCUGUUGGACAGCCCGCUGACAGUCUUCAGCCUCGGACAAGGACGCUCUGAGUGUGCUCUGGGAAUAACACACUGUUCUACCUGAUAAGGAGAAAAGUGCUGUUGUAAUGACAGAAGACAACAUAGUGAGAAGUCUUACAGUACGCCAGUCUUCAUGUGUGAUUAAGGAACGUGUUUCGGCUCCUGCUGGCCCCUCACCUCACGACCUUCCUCUCUGUUCAUUCUAUAGUUAAAAGGGGAGGGAUUUUAAUAGCAUAUCAGGUAUAAAGAUUCUGAUGAGGACUGAGAAUCAGAUUUAAGAAACUUCUCCCUGACUGUCUAUCACUAAGUGCCAAAAAAGCAGUUACCAGUGCCCUUAAGCGCAUGCUUUGAAAACUAAAGCAUCCAGGAUGAGCAGAGUUCAAUUUUAGGUGAUAUAUAUAAAUGUAUAUAUUUAGUCAUGUCCAAAAGUCAGACACCCUUCAUUAGUUUGAUUUCCAGUCAACGGUAGUAUAGUAUCCAUCCAUCCAUUUUCUAAGCCGCUUCUCCGUCAGGGCCACGGGGGGUGCUGGAGCCUAUCCCAGCAGUCAUCGGGCGGAAGGCAGGAUACACCCUGGACAGGUCGCCAGUCCAUCGCAGGGCACGGUAGUAUAGUAGUACAAGUUAUUCUUUUUUCACUGCUAGGACAAAAAGCAUUUGUGUUACAUUACACAGAAGCUUCCACAACUAAAUAUAAUAUCAGCAUUAUUCAGUGUGUCCACUCUGCCUUUAGUACAGCUUUCAUUCUUUUCAGGCUUGAGUUCAGUUUUUUUAGAAAUGUUCUUUCACACCUCCAAAGUUCUUAGAAUUUAGUUGAAUUUUUUGCUUUCAAUGAUUCAAGUAAUCCAAAUUACAGGAUUCAUCAGUGCAUUGAAAAGUCCAGUUUCAUUGCUGUAGUUCAAUUUUUUUUUGUCAAUUUCUUUUUCUCAAUAAUAGUUUUCUUGGCAGCUGCACAACCUCAUAGAGCCAUAGCGCUAAGUUCUCCUCUCACAGUGGAAGGAUGAACAGAAACACUUGUGGUCUACCAUGUCUUGCAUGGUUGUUGAUCCCAUUUUCCAUACAUCUUUUAAUACUUUUUGAAACUCCUUUUUUUUCACUUAUUUUAUUUUGACUCUUUACUUUCUUAUGCAAGUGGAUUAUUUUAUGUUGAAUCUCCUCAGAAAUAUCUCCCGAAUAAUAACUUGUACAAAUUUUGACUGGAUAUUAAAUAAAUGAAGGGUAAUCUAUAUAUAUAUAUAUAUAUAUAUAUAUAUAUAUAUAUAUAUAUAUAAACCUAUGUAUAUUAAUAUUCAGUGCAGGUGUUGAAUUCUGAAUUUGGAAAGGAUCCUACUAUUAUUGUCCAUAUUCCAUUAUCUGGAAGAAACAUUAAUGCCAGAAAACCUUUUAUGUAGAAUUUUGAUUUGCUGAUUGUAAAAUAUAUCACAUUAAUUUAUAAAUGUGCCGACCACUCCGUGAAUAUGUUCCUAAAUCCUGUCUGAAACCAUCAGACUAAUGUGACAUUGGCCAUUUUUGUAUUUCUUUUGUAAAUUGUACAAGACAUCACCUUCCUCAUAGCAUCUUUAUCACAUCAGCCUCAAAAGAGGACAGACUGUAUUGAAAAAUGAAAAUGCAGUGACUUGCAAGCAGUUUCAAAAUUCGCUUUGCCAAUUGCACUGUGUAACCAGUAGAGGGCAGCAGAAGGCUUUGGCACUGCUGCAGCACCACUGAUCUUUUCUGCUGCUCCAUCCAGGACCAGUUUUCUAAAAGCACUGCAGUGUCCAAGUCACAUGAACUUUUAAAGUAGGUGUCCAAAGGGAUGCUUGUUUUGCCACUUUAUUAGAAGACUUGUGCUUUCGGGAAGCUCCCCCCUCAAUCAGAGCUGCAAAGCUGCACCAAAGCUCGCAUAUUUUAAUAUUGGCAUGUUUACGAUGCAUAUACCCGGAUAUUAAAAUGAAUGUCCCGAUAUUCAUGUUCUCUUGUCUUGAUAUAAUAUUCGAAUCAUUUAAAACAACAACUAGACCAUGUAGCCCUAUACUGAGUAUGAACUCUCCUCUACUGCCUAUGCACAAGUCCAACCUUUUGCAUGCUUUGUUGAACUGUACGCCCGUAACAACACAGAAACAAAUGAACAGCAGCGGAUAAAGUAAGAGAAAUAAGGAAAAGGACAGACAUAAUCAGAUGUCUAUAUGACUGAUCUCAUUGUUGUAUCAUAUUAAAUAAACUGUGUCUUUUUGGAAUA
This is a messenger RNA of Pygocentrus nattereri (red-bellied piranha), 5732 nucleotides long. It is a transcript of the gene arhgef25a, whose product is annotated as Rho guanine nucleotide exchange factor (GEF) 25a. Lineage: Eukaryota; Metazoa; Chordata; Actinopteri; Characiformes; Serrasalmidae. Gene Ontology annotation, cellular component: cytoplasm; plasma membrane. The record is from RefSeq and is a predicted model, not a curated record. Gene Ontology annotation, biological process: axon guidance. Bases 532 to 2706 code for a protein of 724 amino acids. Gene Ontology annotation, molecular function: guanyl-nucleotide exchange factor activity. The transcript has 17 exons.